Molecule: messenger RNA, 825 nt
Organism: Cryptococcus wingfieldii CBS 7118
Lineage: Eukaryota; Fungi; Basidiomycota; Tremellomycetes; Tremellales; Cryptococcaceae
Product: phosphoadenosine phosphosulfate reductase
Exons: 4
Coding region: 1-825 (274 amino acids)
Cellular component (GO): cytoplasm
Molecular function (GO): phosphoadenylyl-sulfate reductase (thioredoxin) activity
Source: RefSeq, a predicted model, not a curated record
AUGUCCGAUAUCAUCACCCCCCAGUACUCCCCAGAGGAGAUCGAACGCUUCAAUGCAGAGCUCGACGGCAAGACCCCACAGGAGAUUCUUACCUGGGCCAUCGACCACCUCGACGGCUUGUACCAGACCACUGCUUUUGGCCUCACUGGUACUGCUGCUGUGGAUAUGGUCUCUAAAAUCUCAUUAUCGAGGGAAGAGACUCACCUUGUUCCUCUUAUCUUCCUCGACACCCUCCACCACUUUCCCGAAACCCUCGAGCUCGCCCAAACCAUGGCCGACACCUACCUCGCCCCUUUGCACAUCUACAAGCCCCCCGGUGUUUCUACCGCCGAGGAGUUUGCUGCUAAAUACGGCGACAAGCUCUGGGAGAGUGAUGAGGGGGCGUACGACUACCUGGUCAAGGUUGAGCCCGCUGCCAGGGCGUACAAAGAGCUUGGUGUGAAGGCGGUCAUCACUGGGAGAAGAAGAAGCCAGGGGGCCGACAGGGCCGACUUGAAAGUGCUCGAAGUUGACGAGCGGGGUUUGACCAAGGUCAACCCCUUGAUCACAUGGGCUUUCAAGCAAGUCAAAGAGUACAUUGACAAAGAACAAGUACCCUACAACCCCCUCCUGGACAAGGGCUACCGAUCUAUCGGUGACGUCCACUCCACCGCCGCUCCCGACCCCAACGCUGCUAGCGACGCUUCCGAGCGCAGUGGCAGAUGGCAAGGCAAGGCCAAGACUGAAUGCGGCUUGCACACCAACUAUUUCGAGAUGAAGAAGAAGUUUGAGGCAAAGGCCGCGGCCGAGUCGGCCACGGCGGCUGUCGAGCUCAAGCAGCUGUAG